Molecule: messenger RNA, 1630 nt
Organism: Linum trigynum
Lineage: Eukaryota; Viridiplantae; Streptophyta; Magnoliopsida; Malpighiales; Linaceae
Source: the annotation of a GenBank genome assembly
AACGCCGCCGUUUUCAUGAGAGGUAGCUCUGAGGCUAUAUAGGCCGAUUAAUUCCCCAACACUCGGGGAAAGGAAACCGAUGGCCGAGCGGGUUCUUAUACGGAUCCGAAUACCGACCCGAAACCCGCCAUGGGCUCCACACCACGUCACGAUUCUCCGCUGCUCUCCUCUUCGUCCUGCCUUCCAUUCGCAGAGCUGGUGGCGCCGUCCUCCGGAAACCCUAAAAAUGGCGGUGACCGGAUCGUCCAAUUCGAAGCGACCCACUUGCCCUUCCUGCACCCGGCCCAUCCUCCUCUGCCUCUGCGCAAAGCUGCGGUACCCGAGCUUCGAGAACAAGGUGAGCGUCACCAUUCUCCAGCACAGCUUAGAGACGAAGCACCCUAUUAAUUCCGCAAGAAUCGCCAAGAUAGGACUUAAAAAUGUCGAUGUGCUCACUGUUUACGACGUCCAAUUCGACGCCCGGUUCGUCAUCUCGAUCCCGGGUUCGGGUCUGGAGCCGGUCGAGAACAGGGGAAGCUCGGAUCUUAAUUGGGUAGUAUCGGGGAGGCACCGGAAAGUAGUCGAGGGUUUCGAUUUCAAUGGGUCGAGUUCUUCCAUGUCUAUGAGUAUAGGGAAGGGCGGGAAGUUCAUGGAUUGUCAAUGGAUGGGGGAGAAAGUAACGAGCUUCCAUGAGAUUGUGGCUUCACCAGCCGCUGAAGUUGCAAUGAGAGAAGGGUUAAUGGUUAGGAAGUUUAACAAGCGGAAGAAGCUCUAUGGCAGCGAGGGGAAUGUGGAAGAGUACCUAGAGUUCGAACUGAAGGUUCCUGCAGGGUCGGUGCUUCUGUAUCCGAGUGAUGAAUCGGUGGUGAGCGUGGAUGAGCUGAGAGGUGGGAUGAACAAUUUUGAAGUGAAGAAUCUGAUUGUUUUGGAUGGGACGUGGUCCAAGGCCAAGAAAGUGUACAAAGAGAACCCAUGGCUGAAGCUUCUGCCGCAUCUGAAGUUGGAUUUGGGGAAGUCGAGCUUGUUUUCUGAUGUCAGGCGACAGCCUAAGUCUGGGUGUCUGUCGACCAUUGAGAGCAUCGUUUAUGCACUGAAAGCGGCAGGGGAGGAGCCUGAAGAGCGAUUGGAUGGGCUGUUGGAGGUUUUCAGUUCAAUGGUUGCUGAGCAGAGACGAUUCAAAGCUGAGAAACUGGGUAGAGCCUCCUCACCCUUGUCUGCCGAAACUUCGGUAGUUGAUUCUUGAUUUUUGAUUGUUGUGAUGUGUAUGUCAAAGAGUUUUUUGAACUCCAUAGUCCAUACACAUCCAAAGGUUCAGCCUAUAAAGUUUGCCCAACAUCUUAGGCAAGUUAAACAUAUUCAUUGUGAAGUAUUGUCGGGAUUGAUGAUCUUUACGGGAAGUUACAUUGAUAUGCACCAUAGGAAUAUUCCGUGAAGGUUUAUGCCAAAAACGAACAAGUUCUUUCGGGAAAAGUUCCGGAUGUUACAAGUGGUAUAUGAGCCUCUUCGUCCCCUUCUUUAAUGAUGGUGAGGCAAAUCUCAACGAGGACGUUGAGUCCAAAAGUGGGGGUGUAUAUAACACGCUAGACAAAUCUCAUAUUGAUAAAGCUAGGAGAAAUCCAUGAGUCAUAAAUAAUAAACUGAUUUUAAUUGA